Molecule: messenger RNA, 939 nt
Organism: Arabidopsis thaliana (thale cress)
Lineage: Eukaryota; Viridiplantae; Streptophyta; Magnoliopsida; Brassicales; Brassicaceae
Product: late embryogenesis abundant protein, group 2
Exons: 2
Coding region: 1-897 (298 amino acids)
Source: RefSeq, marked reviewed
AUGAAGAUGUACCCAAAAUCUGACUCAGACGUCACAAGCCUCGACCUAUCAUCACCAAAACGUCCUACUUACUACGUUCAAAGCCCAUCACGUGACUCCGACAAGUCUUCCUCGGUGGCACUGACUACUCAUCAAACCACUCCCACAGAGUCGCCGUCACACCCAUCAAUUGCUAGCCGGGUAUCCAAUGGCGGUGGUGGCGGUUUCCGGUGGAAGGGACGGAGGAAAUAUCACGGCGGGAUAUGGUGGCCGGCUGAUAAGGAGGAAGGUGGUGAUGGACGGUACGAGGAUCUUUAUGAGGACAACAGAGGAGUCUCCAUUGUUACUUGUAGACUUAUUUUGGGAGUUGUUGCGACAUUGAGUAUCUUUUUUCUUCUUUGUUCUGUUCUCUUUGGUGCUUCUCAAUCUUCUCCUCCAAUCGUCUACAUCAAGGGUGUGAAUGUGAGAAGUUUUUACUACGGAGAAGGUUCAGACAAUACAGGAGUUCCAACAAAGAUCAUGAACGUUAAAUGUUCAGUGGUGAUCACAACACACAAUCCUUCUACAUUAUUCGGCAUCCAUGUUAGCUCCACUGCCGUCAGCCUCAUAUACUCUCGUCAAUUCACACUUGCGAAUGCGCGGCUGAAGAGUUAUCACCAACCAAAACAAAGCAACCACACAUCUAGGAUCAACCUUAUUGGCUCCAAGGUUCCACUAUAUGGAGCAGGAGCCGAGUUAGUUGCUUCGGACAACAGUGGUGGAGUUCCCGUGAAGUUAGAGUUCGAGAUCCGAUCACGAGCCAAUAUUGUUGGAAACUUAGUCAAGUCUAGGCAUAGGAAACACCUCUCUUGCUUCUUUUUUAUUUCCUCCUACAACACCACCUUUGUAAAAUUUACCCACAAAACUUGUAUUUCAUAGAAGCUUCUUCAUUUUUUUUUUAAUAUAAAAACUUGAUUCUUA